CUGAUCCUUCUUAGAAAGAGCAACUCGAUGUAUUUAUGUCGAACUGUCUCAGUCCUGUUCACUGUUCACAAGACAAAAACACGCCAGCAUUUUUUUAAAAGGAAAUAUCUACGUCUCUAAAAGAAUCCGCCACUUUGUUUGCAUUGCCCCGCCUACUCGUCAUAUUGCUUGCUGUCUAUAGUUCUAUGAAAUCAAAAUACAACCGGGAUACAACCACUCGACAACACUGCUGUCAUAAUUUCACAAAUUUCCCGGACAAGUUAUAAAGUGGGAUACACCAGUAUUUCCCUUUUCACCUGAAGUACUACAUUCACUGGCUAUAUAGGCCUACAUUAAUUCUAAAUGAAGUAUAUCGGAUCAACAUGGCUAGCAAAGGAAUCAACCUAAAUCUUAUAUAUCCACUAUGUAUCUUCGUCAUGAUCAUCGGCUCUACGAAGUCCAUACCGAUCUCAUCAAUGAAAUACGAGGAUCAGCUCGGGAAGGAGGCUAGUACUUACUUCGCUCACAGGAUUGCCCCUCUUCUUGUCGAAUUCAGUAAUGCAUCUCUUACCCAAAGUACUAUAAAGCUUCAAGAUUCUAAUGCGUACAUGGAUAACAUCAUACGAGAGUCAGCAUCUAUCUACCAUCUCGACAUCGGCUGUGAUCUCUGCAAGGAAAUCGUGGCCGUCAUCGAUGUCCUAAUCCAGUCUGAUAUAUCACGUGACCUCAUUGUUGAAAUCUCAGGCGAGGUUUGUAAGAUCCUGAAGAUCGAGGAUGACCGUGUGUGUGAUCUAGUCGUCAGAGAAUUUCAGGAAGAGGUAAUCGAUGUGGCGACCUUACAUUACUUGAGCCCAGAUCAAGUUUGUGGCACUCUGCUUGGAGAGUCAUGCGCAGUGACCUAUGACCCAAACGCAGAUUGGAAUGUGACGUUUCCAAGUAUCCCCAAACCACCAGUCACUCCUGUGAAUCCACCAAAGCAAGGUUCACCAACUCUGCGUAUUCUUCACAUCAGUGAUCUUCACAUAGAUCGGAUGUAUGAGGUUGGGUCAAACACAGAUUGUGGGGAACCGAUAUGCUGCAGAUCCAACGAUGGUCCCCCAGCCCCCGGCGUUCCUGGAGCUGGUAAAUGGGGAGACUUGCGAGGUUGUGAUGCUUCUCUGAAACUCAUGAUUAAUACUCUCCAAGAAAUAUCAAAGACACAAAAGCUCGAUAUGAUUUACAUGACAGGUGAUCUUCCUGCCCAUGAUGUUUGGAAUCAGACUCGAUCCGACAACAUUGGUAUUUUUAACCUCGUCACCGAUCUUUUCCUGAAAUAUUUCCCAGGGGUCAAAGUUUAUGGGGCUCUUGGCAAUCAUGAAAGUGCCCCCGUAAACAGCUUUCCACCUACUGACGUCAUAAAAGGUGACCAAUCAGAGACUUGGUUAUAUAACACUAUGGCUCAUAAUUGGAUAGAUAAAGCUGGUUGGCUGCCUAAUGCAACACGUGCAAAUAUUCAACGUGGUGGUUAUUACGAUGUCCUUGUGUAUCCGGGUCUUCGUGUUGUGUCACUUAACUCGAAUGCUGGAAACCCAAUGAAUUGGUGGUUACAGAUCAAUGGUACUGAUCCCGAUGGUCAAUUACAGUGGUUGAUUGGUGUCCUUCAAGCAGCUGAGGCAGCGGGAGAGAAGGUACACAUUCUAGGUCACAUUCCACCAAGUGGUACAUUACCAGUAUGGAGCAAGAACUACGAGCUUAUUGUCAAGAGAUACGAGAGCACAAUUCGGGGACAGUUCUUUGGCCACAGGCAUAAGGACCAGUUUACACUUUUUUACGAGAACGCCACUUCCCAUCGGCCAAUCAGCGUAGUUUAUAUUGCGGGAGCUGUUACACCGAGCGGACAAAAUCCGGGCUAUCGCGUUUACACAGCUGAUGGCAACUACACGAACUGUACAUGGGCUGUAUUGGAUCAUGAUAACUACUAUCUCAACCUCACCGAAGCCAACCUUACUGACAAACCAAUAUGGCGUAUGGAGUACCAUGCAAAGAAUGCCUUUAACAUGACAUCAUUGCAACCCAGUGAAUGGAACAGAGUUGUCGAUGAAAUGAAGUCAAAUACUACGAUUUUCAAUCAAUAUUACAGGUUUUUUCAUCGCCAGUACGACGCAGGUCCGUGUGAUGCAUCAUGUCAGGCACAAAUGAUAUGUGAUAUCCAAACAUCCAGAUCCGGGGAUUCAAGCUACUGCUAAAGAAGUUCUCCUGGAUUGUUCUGUUGCAAUAAAAAACAGUAUUUUAAAAACUCAGUUUUAUGAAAACGUUGAUGAAAUAUGCAAUAUUAAGAGACAUUUUAUAAUAUAUCUUGUACAUUUUUAUGAACAUAAUUAACACUCUCGGUAGCCAAUUUCAAAAUUGUGGAAUAGAAGGGAUUUGAAGGAAGCAAAAUUAAGAAUAGUGAGACGGACCACAGGGCCUACCUCAAUUUGAAUGUUUUUUUUUUCAAGUAUUAAUUUUACCCCCAUCUAUUCUGCUUCACGUAAGUCACGUUCAUUCUCACUAAUUCAUGAAAUUGACACUCGGGUUAAACAUAUAUAUUAAAAUAAAAUAAGUGAAAUAAUUCAAGCAAAGCAAUGAAAAUGUAAUCAAAAUUGGAUGUAAAAUGGCGGAAUGAUGUCAUUUUGAAAUUUCGCGUUAUUUCUUUCUAACAGUCAUUAAGAAUAUGCAAUGAGUCUGCAAAUGAUAUCUGCUCUUUCAUCGUCAGAAAUCAACAUUCUGCUCCUUGAAGUGGUGUAAUGAUGCUAUACAUGUAUUUUGAUAGGGUUAAGUUUUGGUAUAGGCCGUCAGUGCGCCUUUUUAAAGCUAGGGGCGGUAAUCUCCUUCCUCCUCACUCGUGGCUUUAAUAAUGUAACAUAGUAUUAAGUAUUGCUAUGAAUUUGAUUAUACUUGCAUCUAACAAUGGAGAUAAAAAUGAAUAAAAAUGUAAGAGUAAUUACAUUUGAAAGAUUUCAUACAAUAAAAAUAGUAAUUAAUGAAAAUUGCAAUAAUUUCAUUAUAUCAUCCACUUUCAACGAAAUUUUCAGUUUUGCAGCUAUCAUAUCAAAUCCAUAGGAUCAUAUCAUGAUAUUCUCAGCCUGGAGUAUCUGUUUAAGGUGUAAAGUCAGUGUGCAACAAACAUAAUUUGGUGUCAAAAUUUCAGGUCGUACAUGUUUUAUGUUGAACUGAUGGGCGAAGCUCGAUCGCAGGAAUCGAUGUGUUAACACAUUCAGUAUUAAAUCAUGGAGAUAAAUAUCUCCAUGAAAUAAACGGAAGAAAAUGAAUUCAAUAAUCGUAAAAUUUCGAGAAAGUUUAUUGAGUACGUGUAUUUACCAUAGUCUGUCUCUACACACACAUUAAAGACAAACUUUACUCAUCUGUGUAUGAAGAAGACAAUUUGUACAUGAAUUAGGCAUAAUUCUUAUUACAAUGACUGAGGGAUGAUAAGUUAGUUUCAAUGAAUCUGAAAAUAUUUUUUUAAAGAACUGUCUGUGCAUAUAAUUCAUAUAUGAAUAUCUAUAC
Messenger RNA from Lytechinus pictus (painted urchin), 3507 nucleotides. Its product is annotated as sphingomyelin phosphodiesterase-like. Gene Ontology annotation, molecular function: acid sphingomyelin phosphodiesterase activity. NCBI's taxonomy places the organism in Eukaryota, Metazoa, Echinodermata, Echinoidea, Temnopleuroida, Toxopneustidae. Gene Ontology annotation, biological process: ceramide biosynthetic process; sphingomyelin catabolic process. Bases 363 to 2204 code for a protein of 613 amino acids. The record is from RefSeq and is a predicted model, not a curated record. Gene Ontology annotation, cellular component: lysosome. The transcript is spliced from 15 exons.